UUGAGCAUCACGCGUUGACAGAUCAGCCACAAUUGCGCGUACAUGAAUGCUCUCUCAGUUAAUCUGUACCGUUCAGUCUAAUCUAAAAUAUUUGAGCAGACAGUCGAACCUCGAGUCAACAGUUCAACGGUUUCACAUGUCAAUACGAGAGGGAUAAUAAUAAUAAGUCUCAGUUAUCGUUCGGUCGUUCGAUCAUUUCGAGUUCUAUUAUUAAGAGUGGUCUUAAUUGAAAGCUUAAUUGUUAUGGCAUCGAAAAAAUUUAUCAAUUCGGUUGAUAAUGUUGUCCAUGAGACACUGACUGGAUGGUGCGCUGUUUAUCCGGGAUUGAAUUAUCAUUCAUUGAAGAGAGUUGUAGUUGGUUCAGAUUAUAAUGGAAGAGACACAAAAAAAGUAUCCAUUAUCUCUGGUGGAGGGAGUGGACACGAGCCCUUUACUGCAGGAUUUGUCGGGAGCGGAAUGCUCAGUGCUAGCGUCGCUGGCUCUAUUUUUGCUGCACCACCACCUAAUCACGUUCUCCAUGCACUUAAAUGUGUUCGAGGAGAUGCCGGCACUUUAGUAAUCAUUCCGAAUUACACUGGAGACUGUUUGAAUUUCGGUAUUGCAAUCGAAAGAGCUAGGCAGGAAGGUCUGAAGAUUGCAGAAAUAGUAAUUGGCGAGGACUGCAGCAUUCCCAGUACCGAACAAGGCAGAGCAGGAAAACGAGGACUUGUGGGCAUGCUCUUCGUGAUGAAAAUUGCAGGAGCCCUCUCACAGAGAAGUAAAUCACUGGAGGAAAUUCAUCAACAUGCUAAAAUUGUUUCUGAAAACAUUGCGACGUACGGAGUCGGCUUGAAGGCUUGCGCUCUACCGGGACAAGGACCCAUGUUCACAUUACCAGAUGAUGAGAUGGAAGUCGGUCUGGGGGUUCAUGGCGAGGCUGGAUACAACAGAAUGAGGAUUAAGGAGGCGAGGGACAUUGUUGCCAUUAUGUUGGAAAAAAUUUGCCAGUCAUUGUCGUUGAGGGAGGGAGACGAUGUCGCUGUUAUCAUCAAUAAUUUCGGAGGUACCAGCCAACUGGAGCAGGGGAUUGUGGCUCAUGAAGUGGUUGAUCAAUUGAAAAAGAAGAGAAUAAAUCCAGUGAGAAUUUACUCUGGAGUGCUCAUGACAUCUCUGGACAGUUCUGGAGUCCACGUAUCUAUUCUGAAACUCCCUCAGGCUCAUAGAGAUCUCUACAUUCAGUGCUUGGAUGACCCCACUGAAGCUCCCUGCUGGCCAGGAUGUAAAUACAGUUUGCCCUCGAAAUCAACUACACAAUUUGGAGAGGAGAGUCAUGCAACUGUUCCUAAAAUGGGGAAACAACUCGGAAAUGAGGCGACUAGGAUUUUAAAGGAAUGCUUGAGGAAUGCUUGUGAGGCAAUUGCCAAGAAUGAAGAGAAAUUAAAUAAUUUGGAUCGUGGGUGUGGAGAUGGGGAUUGUGGAUCUACUCAUAAAACACUAGCUGAUGGAAUUAUUUCAUCAUUGGAAACAUUGAAAAUAUCUCACCCUGCUUCUGCACUGAUCGAGCUCUCUAGAAUUGCUGAGGAGCACAUGGGAGGUACCUCAGGGGCUGUUUAUAGUUUAUUCUUCGCAACAGCUGCAGCAGCACUGGCUAAAAAUUCGUCUGAGGACAACUGGACGAAAUUGUUGGCUAACGCCUGGAGGAGCGGUAUUGAUGGAGUGAUGAGGUACAGUAAAGCUCAGCUUGGAGAUAGAACAAUGUUAGAUGUCUUGGAACCAGCUUGGAAAGCAUUCAACGAUAAUUCAACGAAAUCCCUCAAAGAAGCACUCCAGGCCGCAGCAGAAGCUGGACAAAAAGGCUGUGCAGCAACUGAGAAAAUGCUCCCCAAAGCUGGGAGAGCAUCCUACGUGAAAAAUACGGAUUUCCUCACAAACGUCGAUGCUGGAGCGUUCGGAGUCGUGAUCUGGUUGACAGCAGUGUCAGAAACAAUAUCGAAACUUCAAUAAAGAGAAAUUAAAAUAAUAAGACAGUUUGUAUAUAAAAAGCCUCUUUGGUUUACAGAAUUUAAUAUCAUGAAUAUUUUACACAUUUAUAUCGAGAAUCAGGGAAUACAAAUGUUCUAACAAUGAUUUUUAUGAAAAAUCAGUAGAGAACUGGUCUCGCACAUCUUACAUUUCCUCAGUAAUAAAUGAUUGAAUACCAAUUUA
Messenger RNA from Diachasma alloeum, 2184 nucleotides. RefSeq names its product PTS-dependent dihydroxyacetone kinase 1, dihydroxyacetone-binding subunit DhaK. The transcript is spliced from 9 exons. Bases 244 to 1983 code for a protein of 579 amino acids. The record is from RefSeq and is a predicted model, not a curated record. Gene Ontology annotation, cellular component: cytosol. NCBI's taxonomy places the organism in Eukaryota, Metazoa, Arthropoda, Insecta, Hymenoptera, Braconidae. Gene Ontology annotation, biological process: glycerol catabolic process. Gene Ontology annotation, molecular function: glycerone kinase activity.